AUGGCAACGAAACAAUUCUUUAUCUUGGGCGAAGCACCAUCCACCGCUAGAGACGUUGAGCUACCAUCUGAUGUGGACUUUGAGGAGCUUCAGAACAUUGUCGCAUCGCACUUUGCCAUCGUCAAACCAAAUGGUGUCGGCUUUGUUCACGAUGACAGAAGGCUCAAUGCCAUAUCCGAGGUCUUGGAAAAAGACGAUCCAAUUGCAGUGUCCAUCAACGGAAAUGCUGUUCGUGAUGUACCUGGCCCAGCUGGCAUCCCAUACUUCGGUAACUACUUCGAGAUUUACCCCGAUCAUCUCGGCAACAACCAACGUCUCUUUGAGAAGUACGGACCGUUGUUCGUAACAAAUAGCAUGGGUAACCGCCUCUAUCAGACCAACAGCGCCGAACUCUCCAACAUAUUCCUCUCCGAAGACGAUUACUUCACAAAAGACAUCGUCCCGGGUCAUCCCCUCCACCCUAUCAAGAACCCAGAAGCAGGCGUAUUUCUAUCAGAUACCAACACAGAACAAUGGCGUCUCGCUCAUAAAUUCCUCCCACCCGCGCUCGGCCCAAAAGCAGUUCGUCACUACGCCCCAACGAUGCAAAAAACGGUAGAGCAGUCCUUCAAAGUCUUCGAUGAGCUGGAUGAUAAGGGCGAAGCGUGGAAUGUUUACCAGUAUAUGCUUAAGCUUGGCUCGCAGGCAGUGGGUAAGCUUGUUCUAGGUAUGGAUUUCGCGCAUUUUGAAGAGGUGGACUCGCCGCUACACGAGAUGGUCCUCAAGAUUGCUGAGAACCUGGAGCUGAAUAAACGUGUGUCGUCUAUGGGGGCUUGGUAUGCCAAGAUGCCGUUUGGUGAUCCGAAGAAGGUCAGAGAUACAGGGGACAGGAUUAUGGAGAUGAUGACCGAGUCGAUCGCCAGAGCUUCAAAGGGACAGGAGGACCUGGAGCUGCAGGAUGCGGCGCUAAAAGCUGAGAAUGUUGUUGAUUACUUCCUUCGAGCAAAGGACAACAAGGGAAGCAAGCUACCGCCCUCCCAAUUCGCCCCGACCUUGCUCGUCGCUACUGGUGCUGGCUUCACGACCACGUCGUCCUUGCUAUCCUGGCUGAUCUACAGCCUUGUCAAGUACCCAGGAAACCAGGAACGACUUCUACAAGAACUCAUCGACAACGAUUGGGAUGAAGAUACCCAAGUAACGGCCGACACCACCAGCAAGCUCAACUUCCUGGAUAAGUUCAUCAAAGAAACCCAACGCCUGCACAAUCCCUCCUUCCAGCCCGCUCGCACCUCCAAAGUUGACAUGAUCCUCCCAGGAGGUUACAGACUCCCCAAAGGGGCAGUCGUAAUCUCAGCACUACAUCACAUGCACAACAACAAAGACGUAUGGGAGAACCCGGGCCGCUUUGACCCUGAUCGUUGGGAUACCGAACAGGUCAAGAACCGACCUCCCGGCUCUUACAUCCCAUUCGCGGCGGGACCAAGAAUGUGCGUCGGUUUCAACUUUGCGUUGCAGGAGAUCAAGGUGUUUUUACCGAAGCUCGUUUAUCGGUACAAGUUCAGCUUGGCGCAGGAUGGGCCUAUUGAUUAUGAUCCGUACUUCCAGCUGAUUCGGCCGAAUAAUUUUCUAUAUCCUUUGUUCACAACCGUUCCUGACCGUCUUGCCGAGUCAUGGGACAAUCGCGCGCACUUGCUUUCAAACCCCCGCCGUCGCUUGUCAGUAAUAUUCCCGCUCGCACAGUCACCCGUUGGUCGUUUCGUGCGCAACGGGUUGUGCGGACGGCGCGGGUACUGCGGCGACCAGAUGAAUCCCAGUUAUUCUCUCGACAGUGAUCGCCUUGUUCAAAAAGAUGAAUGCAUGGAAAUACAUGGAGAGGGGAGAGGAAGUAGCGCUGCCAUGGCAAGAACCAAAGGUGCUGCUGGACGAGAGCCUAUUUGCCGGUCUUGGAUAUGGACAAGGCGCACCGGCGGUGUUCCCAUCCUCCUGGAAUCCAUACUGCUGCUACUGUUCGCUAGCGCAGUAAGCCCGCUCCCAGCUGGCGGCGGUGGGCCCCAACAUGGCCUUGACACAAGAGCAAUAGAAACCCAGAUGGUAACAGCCGCUCAGACAGAUGAAGUUACCAGCACAGACAUAGCACAGGUUACUCAGAGUGCUGUAGUGCAGGUAACGCAGCAAGUGACACAGCGCAUUACUAGUACCGUUACAGCUACCAUCUACAUGACAUCUACCACGGAUAUGACAAGCAUUGCCACCAUACAGAUCACUGAGCAACUUCCGACCACAGUUACUGUUACUAGCACCUUUUUAUCCCGGCCUAUCGUUGUUCCGAAGUUCGCUAACUCUGUUCUUAAGCGUGUCAAACGAGCCGCACAAGUCGGUAAUAAAGUCCCUGCGUACUUGCCGCUGAAGGGCGCUAGCGACGUGAGCAGUGCCUGUUCGUGUCACAUCACCAACAAACCAGCGGCGCCUGCUACUACAACAAUAAAGGCUCUCGAGGCUAAGACAUUUACGUCUACAGUUAAGAGCUUCACGAAGGUCUACUACAAGACGACGAACUACGUCACUGUCACCUCUCAAAGGACUAUCAGUAUAACUGACUUCAAGACAACAACCAAGACGGACUACAACACCGUUACCAUCACCGAUCUCCAGAGUUUUAUGGUCACUCAGCCCGUCAUUAUCACAGUCACCGAAGUAGAGAUCGUAACGGUUACUAACGUCAAUACCGUUGAUGUUACAAACUACAACACUAUUUAUACGACCGAUGUGGAUACGGCCUUAACAACUGAUCUCGAAACUGUAAUCGCUACUGAUGUGGAAUAUCUUACUGCCACCGACUAUCAAACAGUCGCCAUUACCAUUACCAGCGCCGCAAUAGUAACGCCUAACCCAGUGUUUGUCACGGUGCCAGGAGGAACGACUUAUGGGUAG
Fusarium subglutinans is the source of this 2910-nucleotide messenger RNA. Its product is annotated as cytochrome P450 monooxygenase oxidoreductase. The transcript is spliced from 8 exons. Bases 1 to 2910 code for a protein of 969 amino acids. Gene Ontology annotation, molecular function: monooxygenase activity; oxidoreductase activity, acting on paired donors, with incorporation or reduction of molecular oxygen; iron ion binding. The record is from RefSeq and is a predicted model, not a curated record. Lineage: Eukaryota; Fungi; Ascomycota; Sordariomycetes; Hypocreales; Nectriaceae.